This is a messenger RNA of Cantharellus anzutake, 474 nucleotides long. RefSeq lists its product as uncharacterized. Bases 1 to 474 code for a protein of 157 amino acids. The transcript has 2 exons. The record is from RefSeq and is a predicted model, not a curated record. NCBI's taxonomy places the organism in Eukaryota, Fungi, Basidiomycota, Agaricomycetes, Cantharellales, Hydnaceae.
AUGACUCCUAUAACCUCCAUCAGCCCUCCCUGUCUCUCUCUGCUGCCUCCAGACGAUGCCAAUGAUCCUAGGACUACCUCCUCCUUUGACUCUCUCCUGCUCUUCCUCCCAUCUACAUCUGCAUUACCUCUGGAACUCCUAUAUUGUUUUGCUGUUGGGAACCUCAGGACAUACCUCAACUCUCACUCCUACCUCCGGACCUCCCCUACCACACCUCCACCUCCUCGGACCUCUUGUUCAAAGGAGAUGGAUCUACUUGUUGUUGGUAACUCUCAACUUGCCCAUCCACCCUCCUUACUUCUGGUCUCUGCACCUCUGGCACCUCCAGUCGUUUACCUCCGGUACCUCCCCACUCCUACCUUACCUCCAGUCAUGUUAUUCUUUAUUGUUUUAUCAUUUGAUAUUUUCUACAACCCCAAUCUUCUGGAUUACAACUUCCGGGCUCUGGACCUUUCCGGACAUCUUCCCCUGUAG